Penicillium bovifimosum is the source of this 1659-nucleotide messenger RNA. RefSeq lists its product as uncharacterized. The record is from RefSeq and is a predicted model, not a curated record. The coding region runs from base 1 to 1659 and encodes 552 amino acids. The transcript has a single exon. NCBI's taxonomy places the organism in Eukaryota, Fungi, Ascomycota, Eurotiomycetes, Eurotiales, Aspergillaceae.
AUGUCUGAAAUCAGGGUGGUCUUGCGCAGGCGUUCUGUGGCCAAGCGUUGGCUGAGAAGCUGGGUCUUCACGCCUCUGGGCAGCGUGAAGAUCAAGCUGAUCAACAAGAUCGAGCGGAAGCGGUAUCGUAGUGUCCCUGAUACUGAACUGAAGCGGAUGGUACUGGAUGCGCUCAUUGAUCGCUAUCCAACUCGGCACUUUCGAGACCACAGUCGUGUUGGUACGUUGAGCUCUGGUAGAACCUCCAUGAUCAAUGAUGAAUAUAACCUCUCUGUACUGGAAUUAGGGCUUAUGUCCCGGGAAAGGAAAGCCCGUUUCCCAGACCGGUCGUUUAGAUGGGAAAAGGGAACCUGCCACAGAGCUAAACAAGUCAAGGCAGUCACGCUUGCUGUGGCAACUGUGCAGCCACAUCAACGUGACCGCCGUAGCAGCUGGAGGGGCGAGUUGAACGAGCCUUCCAAGUUGAGAGUUUUGAACCCGGACUUGCCGCCUUCAAGCAGCGAAGAGGUCGAACACUCAUCUCUCAGCUCCACGUCAGAGACUGAAAGCUUUCCAGUCGAGCUUCCUGUAAUUGUUUUGACAACACCGGAUUCACCACAGCAACACUUCAGCAACGACAGCCAGUUUGAGCAGCCAGAAACCAUCUCAUCUUCUGGAGUUGAUCUAUCCAGUCGUCCAGUCAUUGCAGAACUUGAUGCUGCCCCUCGUCUACCCGAUUUGGACUUUAUUGAUCGUCCUACCAUGCCUUUAUGCUGUUCCAUUACCCAGGCUCUCCGAUACUCCAAGUCGUCCAUUCACUUUGAGCAAGGAGUUUGCUCUUGUUCAACAUCUGUACAGCUAGAUACUUCUGAUCUCUGUCAGCUCUUAUCUACCUUCACCAACAAUCACGAACUGCCUGAUUCUGUCACUGAAGACAGCUCUCGAAAGCACACAACGCGAGAUGAAUCAUGGCCUCAGCCGCUGAAAAUCAGCAAAAGUCAGGACUGCCUUCGUGAUAAACUCCGAAAUGGCCCUCUGCCACCUCUCCCUGUGAGCGUCGACCAACACCACGAUGCAGAUGCGACAUCGCCAACCGUACGGCCAUACAGCCUCCGCUACAAAGUCAAACAUGGCUCACUGCCUCCUCUCCCACGCCCUGAUUCCCACUUCACCGAACUGUCCCAUCUCAUGUCAAGCCCCUCCUGUUAUUCUGAAGUAGGCACUGUACAUGAGUCUGGCACACCGAGCGACCUACCAUCACGAGAGCGGACAUCGAGCGGCCUCGCCUCCUCGCUCAGCCUAAGCUGGGAAAACUCUCAAUCCGAAAACAAUGUACAAUCAACGUCUUCCUCACUCUCUCAUCAACUGUCCACGGAAGAUGACACCCAGCACGACCAUGCUAUCGAGGACCUGCCAGCCUCUCUUAGAGCUGGACCGCAAUGGUCUCAGUGGCAGCAAGACACAGUGUCUGAGCUACCUAACUUGGUAUCGAGUCCGUUUGUCGACCACCCGCCUACACCCGUGGGAGACUCGCUGUGGUCCGCUGGGUCUCUAGAGAACCUGCUUGCCACCUCAAUUGGCGGCUACGAUGCUCCCAUUGAACCCCUGGUAGAUGUAGUGUUGUGCUUUGGUGCUGGUGCCGCGGCUAAGACCCGCCGCCGCAGAGAAUAUGAAUAUUGA